AUGCAUGAUGCUACAGAUGGCGUCCAUCAUGGAAUUGCGAGAACGAUCGACAUUUAUAGACUUACAUUUUCUGUUCCUAUUUAUGUAACAACAACAACAUCUGGACUUGCAUGUUGUGCUGGAGAAUCAGCUAUCAAGUGGAUCAGCACGAAUUUUUGUCAAGAGGGCGUUUUCAUUCCACUGCACAUCGGUGACUAUGUGUUUAUUGGUGAAAACAGUGUAGUCACCGCCGCCCAAGUGGGCUCGUACGUCCGUAUUGGCCAAAAUUGCGUAAUCGGAAAGCGCUCAGUCGUCAAAGACUGUUGCGUGUUUAAGGACAACACCGUGUUGGAGACAGAAGCGGUGAUUCCGUCUUUCUCCAUUGUCGCCGGACAACCAGGAAGAAUUGUUGGCACGCUCCCAGAUGGUGCUCAGCAACUAAUCACCGAGGCCGCCAGAAUCUUUUACAACAAUUUUAAAAGCAGAGAGCAGGACAAGAAAGUCACUUGA
Messenger RNA from Soboliphyme baturini, 489 nucleotides. The record is from the annotation of a GenBank genome assembly. Lineage: Eukaryota; Metazoa; Nematoda; Enoplea; Dioctophymatida; Soboliphymatidae.